CGUUGAGUUCGUAAUCAGUAUUCAAGAAACUCCUCCCCACCACGAAGUUUCGCACUCUGCUGAUAGUUCUUCAACAAACAAACAUGCUAGUUCGAUACCACGAAGCGAACAAAAUCAAGAACCAUUUCCAGACCUCAAGGGCGACGGUCCUCAACACGCAGCCUCAACAUCGCGACAACAAGGACAGCAAUCGUUUAGGAAUACUACCUCGAAUGCAGAAGAAGCUUUUUCUGACAAGGAGAAAAAUGAAGAUCAUCAAGAUCAUCAUGUAGAAGCAGCUUCGAGCUUGAUAAAGCGGUAUCGGAAGGCUUCUCCGGAUACUUGCUCUUCCGGUAACCCGUCAC
Molecule: messenger RNA, 344 nt
Organism: Amoebophrya sp. A25
Lineage: Eukaryota; Dinophyceae; Syndiniales; Amoebophryaceae
Source: the annotation of a GenBank genome assembly